Aspergillus homomorphus CBS 101889 is the source of this 1047-nucleotide messenger RNA. RefSeq lists its product as uncharacterized. Gene Ontology annotation, molecular function: zinc ion binding; nucleic acid binding. Lineage: Eukaryota; Fungi; Ascomycota; Eurotiomycetes; Eurotiales; Aspergillaceae. The record is from RefSeq and is a predicted model, not a curated record. The transcript is spliced from 3 exons. The coding region runs from base 1 to 1047 and encodes 348 amino acids.
AUGACCCGCAAAAGAAACCGCAAACCCAACGGCCACAGGCGAAGCAAUCCCAGAAGACCGCACCAGGGCGUUCUCCCCUCCAUCGAACCCCCCAAUCCAACUGCCGCACCAGCAGGACAGGGCCAGCUCAACACAACCGCCCAGCCACGGUUCGGGCUCUCCUCGUGGCGGGAAACCAGGGAGGGAGCUCGACUUCUUGAUCAGAUUGGAGUUGGACAUGGUGGUGGAGUUGCGAGAGAGAGGGGAAGGCCCAGCGCGGAGUACGGUGCGGAUUACGGUGCAGAUGGCCAGGAAGCUGGGGGCUAUAACGUUAUGGGAAGAGGUAUGGGCGCAAGCCAGAACGCAGCAGGCUAUAUUGUGCCCGAGGGUAGGUUGAAGCGUGGUAUUGGCGGUGGGAGUUUUGUCGUCGCUGGGGAUCAUACAGGGUACAAUGCAUGCAUCAAUGCAGGGCACGGAGACUAUUCUGCAGGUUAUCGUGCUCAGUACGGUUCGGGAAAUGAUGCAGGCUAUCAUGCGAAGUACAGCAGGGGCCAUGUCGCUGGCUACAACGCCAAAUCCCAACUCAGAGGCAACGACCUCUCCCAUCUCAUCCACCACGAUCGAGUCUCCGAAGCUGCCGUCAACGCUGCCAGCAACCUCCUCCUACCGGUUCACCCGCGCAACAGAGCCUCAAGCGCUUAUGUUCCGCUCGAGAACGACGAAGAGUUCGGUUCCGGGGAACUCAUAGAGCCUCCUUGUGUGGCCGCGCUCCGUGACACUGAUAGUGUGGCCAGCAAUACGAGGGAUACGAGUUUGAAUUGCAUCUUCUGCGGAGGCAGAGGGCAUAGGACUGGGGAGUGUCCCGAUAGGUGGGGUAACGAGGGGCGACGGGCUGAGGGGAUUCAGGAUCAAGCUGUGACUGCAGACUUCAGGAGUGAUGACGAGGGCGAAGAGACGCAGGCUGAGGGGUAUCCAGCGGCAGAUGAGGAGCCAGAGGACAGUGCCGAAGGCGGCGGAUUUGGAGGAGAUACAGGAGGAUCUGAACCCGGGGGUAUGCUGUACUUCUGA